This is a messenger RNA of Globicephala melas (long-finned pilot whale), 6892 nucleotides long. RefSeq names its product ATPase plasma membrane Ca2+ transporting 3 (gene ATP2B3). Gene Ontology annotation, molecular function: ATP hydrolysis activity; PDZ domain binding; ATP binding. Gene Ontology annotation, biological process: regulation of cytosolic calcium ion concentration; calcium ion transmembrane transport. Gene Ontology annotation, cellular component: intracellular membrane-bounded organelle; plasma membrane. Lineage: Eukaryota; Metazoa; Chordata; Mammalia; Artiodactyla; Delphinidae. The record is from RefSeq and is a predicted model, not a curated record.
GCCGGUGCGGAGCGUGGAGAGCACUCGGCCGCAGCCCUCGCCCGCCGCGGAGGGUCGCGCCCGCGCUGCCGGCCAGGCCGCCUGGUGCCCGGGCCUUUCGGUCCCUGGAGCGGAUCGUUGUCCGCCGGGCGUCCGCCCGCAGCGACUAGCGACAGCGCCCGCCGGAACCGAGGCCGCGGUGGCGGCCGUGCCCAUGACCGGAUCAGAAACCUGGAUUGGUGGCCGAGUUCUGCUUCCAAGAGGAUCCUCUGAGCCAGGAGCUUCCCCAAAGGUCCCCUCAAGGCAGCAGAAACACCCUGCACGCUAAGCCUUGACCUAGCGCCCAGCUGGCUCUGUCCAUGGCUUGGCCUGCUCCCCGGAACCCUGCACAGCGCCGGGCCUGAAACCUUGAGCCGCAGAGGCCGCGCCAGAAGACCACUGCCCCCAGGGAUUUAUGGCAUGCCGGCUGUACCGGGCGAGUCUUAAUCAGGUGUCUGUGUGCGGCCACUUCCCUCUGCCGCCACCUCGCCGCACCUCACCCAGGCGCUGGGACCUUGGAGGACACCCUCCCCUUCUGCGCCACAGGCAGGAUGGGGGACGUGGCCAACAGUUCCAUCGAGUUCCACCCCAAACCCCAGCAGCAGCGGGAGGCCCCCCACGCAGGGGGCUUUGGGUGCACACUGGCUGAGCUGCGCUCCCUCAUGGAGCUCCGAGGGGCCGAGGCGCUGCAGAAAGUCCAGGAAACCUACGGGGAUGUGGGCGGGCUCUGCAGGAGGCUGAAGACCUCACCCACGGAGGGCCUGGCCGACAACACCAAUGACUUGGAGAAGCGCAGGCAGAUCUACGGGCAGAACUUCAUCCCUCCCAAGCAGCCCAAGACCUUCCUGCAGCUGGUAUGGGAGGCCCUGCAGGAUGUGACCCUCAUCAUCCUGGAGGUGGCCGCCAUCGUAUCCCUGGGCCUCUCAUUCUAUGCGCCACCUGGAGAGGAGAGCGAAGCGUGCGGGAAUGUGUCGGCUGGGGCAGAAGACGAAGGGGAGGCCGAGGCGGGCUGGAUUGAGGGGGCCGCCAUCCUGCUGUCUGUCAUCUGCGUGGUCUUGGUCACGGCCUUCAACGACUGGAGCAAGGAGAAGCAGUUCCGGGGCCUGCAGAGCCGCAUCGAACAGGAGCAGAAGUUCACCGUCAUCCGGAACGGGCAGCUCCUGCAGGUCCCGGUGGCUGCGCUGGUGGUAGGGGACAUCGCCCAGGUCAAGUAUGGAGACCUGCUGCCCGCCGAUGGCGUGCUCAUCCAGGGCAAUGACCUCAAGAUUGACGAGAGCUCCCUGACGGGCGAGUCGGACCACGUGCGCAAGUCGGCAGACAAAGACCCCAUGCUGCUGUCAGGCACUCACGUCAUGGAAGGUUCUGGAAGAAUGGUGGUGACAGCCGUUGGUGUGAACUCUCAGACAGGCAUCAUCUUUACCUUGCUUGGGGCUGGUGGAGAGGAGGAGAAGAAGGAUAAGAAAGGCAAGCAGCAGGAUGGGGCGAUGGAGAGUAGCCAGACCAAAGCUAAGAAGCAGGAUGGGGCCGUUGCCAUGGAGAUGCAGCCCCUGAAGAGUGCAGAAGGUGGGGAGACGGAGGAGCGGGAAAAGAAGAAAGCCAACGUGCCCAAGAAGGAGAAGUCGGUCCUUCAGGGAAAGCUCACCAAACUGGCUGUGCAGAUCGGGAAAGCAGGGCUGGUGAUGUCUGCCGUCACCGUCAUCAUCCUGGCCCUCUACUUUGUGAUCGAGACCUUCGUGGUGGAUGGCCGGGCGUGGCUGGCAGAGUGCACACCUGUCUACGUGCAGUACUUCGUCAAGUUCUUCAUUAUCGGUGUCACCGUGCUGGUUGUGGCUGUCCCAGAGGGCCUGCCUCUUGCUGUCACCAUCUCCUUGGCUUACUCUGUCAAGAAAAUGAUGAGGGACAACAACCUGGUCCGCCACCUGGACGCCUGUGAGACCAUGGGCAAUGCCACGGCCAUCUGCUCAGACAAGACAGGCACGCUCACCACCAACCGCAUGACCGUGGUGCAGUCCUACCUCGGGGACACCCACUAUAAAGAGGUUCCGGCCCCCAGCGCCCUGACCCCCAAGAUCCUCGACCUCCUGGUCCACGCCAUCUCCAUCAACAGUGCCUACACCACCAAAAUACUACCUCCAGAGAAGGAAGGCGCCCUCCCACGCCAAGUGGGCAACAAGACGGAGUGCGCUCUGUUGGGCUUCGUCCUGGACCUGAAGCAGGACUUCCAGCCCGUGCGGGAGCAGAUUCCUGAAGAUAAGCUUUACAAAGUGUACACCUUCAACUCGGUCCGCAAGUCCAUGAGCACAGUCAUACGCAUGCCCGACAGCGGCUUCCGCCUCUUCAGCAAGGGCGCCUCGGAGAUCCUGCUGAAAAAGUGCACCCACAUCUUAAACAGCAAUGGGGAGCUGCGCAGCUUUCGCCCUCGGGACCGGGACGACAUGGUGCAGAAGAUCAUCGAGCCGAUGGCCUGCGAUGGGCUCCGCACCAUCUGCAUCGCCUACCGGGACUUCUCCGCUGCCCAGGAGCCCGACUGGGACAACGAGAACGAGGUCGUGGGCGACCUCACCUGCAUAGCCGUUGUGGGCAUCGAGGACCCCGUGCGGCCCGAGGUCCCUGAAGCUAUCCGCAAAUGCCAGCGCGCUGGCAUUACAGUCCGCAUGGUGACGGGGGACAACAUCAACACGGCCCGCGCCAUUGCGGCCAAGUGCGGCAUCAUUCAGCCCGGGGAGGACUUCCUGUGCCUGGAGGGGAAGGAGUUCAACCGGCGGAUCCGAAACGAGAAAGGCGAGAUAGAACAGGAGCGUCUGGACAAGGUGUGGCCCAAGCUGAGGGUCCUUGCCCGAUCGUCUCCCACCGACAAGCACACUCUGGUUAAAGGGAUCAUCGACAGCAACACCGGCGAGCAGCGGCAGGUGGUGGCCGUGACCGGGGACGGCACCAACGAUGGGCCAGCCCUCAAGAAGGCGGAUGUGGGCUUCGCCAUGGGCAUCGCGGGGACUGACGUGGCAAAGGAAGCCUCGGACAUCAUCCUGACGGACGACAACUUCACCAGCAUCGUCAAGGCCGUCAUGUGGGGCCGCAAUGUCUACGACAGCAUCUCCAAGUUCCUGCAGUUCCAGCUGACGGUCAAUGUGGUGGCCGUGAUUGUGGCUUUCACGGGUGCCUGCAUCACUCAGGACUCUCCUCUCAAAGCCGUGCAGAUGUUGUGGGUGAACUUGAUCAUGGACACAUUCGCCUCUCUGGCCCUGGCAACAGAGCCGCCCACUGAGUCGCUGCUGCUGCGGAAGCCGUAUGGCCGGGACAAGCCCCUGAUCUCACGGACCAUGAUGAAGAACAUUCUGGGCCACGCCGCCUACCAGCUCACUACCAUCUUCACGCUGCUGUUCGUCGGCGAGCUCUUCUUCGACAUUGACAGCGGGAGGAACGCGCCCCUGCACUCGCCGCCCUCCGAGCACUACACCAUCAUCUUCAACACCUUCGUCAUGAUGCAGCUCUUCAACGAGAUCAACGCGCGGAAGAUCCAUGGCGAGCGCAACGUCUUCCACGGCAUCUUCGGCAACCCCAUCUUCUGCACCAUCGUGCUGGGCACCUUCGCCAUCCAGAUUGUCAUCGUGCAGUUCGGCGGAAAGCCCUUCAGCUGCUCCCCGCUGUCUACGGAACAGUGGCUCUGGUGCCUGUUUGUUGGUGUUGGGGAGCUGGUCUGGGGACAGGUCAUCGCCACCAUCCCCACCAGCCAGCUCAAGUGCCUGAAGGAAGCGGGGCACGGGCCCGGGAAGGACGAGAUGACCGACGAGGAGCUGGCUGAGGGCGAGGAAGAGAUCGACCACGCCGAGCGGGAGCUGCGCAGAGGCCAGAUCCUCUGGUUCCGGGGCCUCAACCGGAUCCAGACGCAGAUGGAGGUAGUGAGUACCUUCAAGAGAAGCGGUUCAUUUCAGGGUGCUGUGCGCCGGCGGUCCUCGGUCCUCAGCCAGCUCCAUGACAUCCGGGUGGUGAAAGCAUUCCGUAGCUCCCUCUACGAAGGCCUGGAGAAACCCGAAUCCAAGACCUCCAUCCAUAAUUUCAUGGCGACGCCCGAGUUUCUGAUCAAUGACUACACCCACAACAUCCCGCUCAUCGAUGACACGGACGUGGACGAGAACGAGGAGCGCCUGCGGGCCCCGCCCCCGCCCUCCCCCAACCAGAACAACAACGCCAUAGACAGCGGCGUCUACCUGACUACGCGCGGCACCAAGUCAGCUACCUCGUCAGUGUUUUCUUCCCGCCCCGGGAGCCCGCUCCACAGCGUGGAGACGUCCCUCUAAGCAGAACUGCUCUCGGCACGGCACGCGCACUCCCCGCACACACACGCACCCGGGCGGGCCGGACGAGGGCACCGGCCACGAGGAGGGCCCGCCAGGCCGCUGAAGAUGCUCGAAGGCACCUGCCAGGAGCCAAUGCAUUCUAGGCUUCUUACUCAGGAGGACCAGGAAGGGGAAGGAGGAGGAAGGAGAGACCAAGAACAGUUGUGUUCCCCCCUUUUUCUAUGGAAGCUUUUUUAAACGAACACUGUAAUUCCACCAGAUGUUCCCUGUUCGGGCUGUGCAGUGUGGCAGAGGGCCGGUUUCGGUUUAUUGAGAGCUUCGUGGCACCUGCUGCAGAGCAAGUGGAUCCACAGGUACCAGAGGCGAGCACCGCUCUGCAGGAAGGAUGCUCCCACCCAGAUGGUCCACCGGCCCAGCACCCCCUCCCCAGGACGCGUGCAGUCAGCCUGUGUGUGCAUGUGUGCGUAGCCACGUGUGUGCGCGUAUAGACGUGUCCGUGCACACAGGACCAGAUGCGUAUCUAAAGGAUAAGGAACUACUUAACGGCAUGAUAUUUCCAUUUCUCUUAUCGGGUGUUUUCAUUUUGAGAUUUCAUUAUUUAUCGCGGCAGGGUUUUUUUCAGGGAACUAGACUGCAAGAAUAUCCUUCUGGUUGCUUGGGACGCCCCUCCCCCGCACUGCUCCCCUCCCCCCCAGUCCCCUCCAUCCUCCGUACUCCCAGCACAGCUCCUGGGAAGGCAGGCGCGAGGCCGGAGCAAUUACAGUUGGAACAGUUGGAACAUUUGCACUUUGAGACCCCUGCCUAUAGAGAAAAAAACACCAUUCGAUGGAAUUUUUAUUUAAAAGGAAAAUACCAAAGUAUUGACCAGAAUGAUUCCCUCCAGUAGGCCGAAGGGGGAGUUUUGCUUUCGGUUUCCUUUGGUUCCAACUCCAAUUCCAAGUCCUGCAAUCUGGCCAGUGGGUAGGAUUUCUUUGUCAGAGCCCCAACUUCAAGAGCACGAAGCCAGGCCACCUGCCGUGCCUGACCUCCUGGGAUGAUCCGAAAUCCUGGCUCCAGGAGAGCCAGGUCCACGGGUGGAGGUGGGGAAGAAUGCAGAGAGUCAGAAAGAAAGCGGAGACAGACGCUCCCUCCAAACCCAGGAGGAGCCGGCAUGGCCGCAGCGCAGACCCCAGCCCCCUGGACGCCUCCACCUGGACUCCCGCUCCGCUUUGGCAAAUGCCAAGAAGCUGUCGCUGAGACGCCCAUAAAGCGACUGGGAAAGGUUCUCAGUCACCACCCGCAAAGCACUCUUCGGAUCCUGGUGUUCUCGUUCAAGGGCAUGCAUUUGGGGCUGCAGACACCUACGGCGACCUUGGGGAGGCCAAGCCCCUGGGAGCGAUGGUCCCUCGUCUCUGUCGCUAUAAUGGCGAGUGCGGAAGGCUGAGGAGGUCAGCUCUGCCACGUCAUCGGCUGAGCACCUGGUCUGCAGGUGGGGAGAGCUGGGCCUGGGCUCCCCAGACGGUUCCCCCAGGAGCCUCUCCUGGCAGUGUGGGCACGCGGCGUGCCAAGCCUCAGUUUUCCUUGAAUGCGCGACAACCGGGGUGGGAAAUGCAGAAAUAGCAGAGGUUCUUUUACCUUCAGAAUUCUUCUGUCUCACAUUCUGCAGGGAGGAGGUUGGGGUCCAGCCACGGCUAGUACAGGUGCCUGUCGCUCGGGCCUGGGGCUGAGCCGCUGGGGGACAGCUGGGAGCUGAGGGGUGGAGGGGCUCGCUCCGCAGUUGAGCAGCAGCUGGACCAGUGGCAAGGCUGGUUCGCCCAUCCCGUGCCCAUCCCACAGCCCCUGGCCAGGGCUCGCCUUGCCUCCACUUGUGUCUGUGUGCCUCCGGGCAGGCGGCGUCCCAAGCGUGCUCGGUCCCCACUGUUAACAUUAAUGCCAUGUCACCCCGGGCAAAGGAAUUUCGGUUAGAAAAGCAAAUCCCACUGCAAAUGCCAGCUACCGAUAACUUAAAGCCAUCCCUUUCUUCCAAAGGGCACAUUGAGAAGGUUACCCAUUUGUAAAUUGUUCCCUAAUGUCCUUGUUUAAACAACACAAACAGGGCAACUCAAUUUGUUGAGGGUCUGUGUGUUCUUAAACAAGAACUGAAAUUGGAAAUGUUUAAAUUGAAGAAUAUACACUGAGUAAUGCUAUGCUCACGGGCUUCUUUUCAUCCUCUGUUGUAGACACAAGCCUUGCUGCUGCUGUCCAAAGUUGCCUCCUGUACACGGCGAUUGUUUAGUCCCUAGGUUGCCUUUCCAUGGGGUGUGGGGUGCAGAUCGCUGCUCUCAUUUCUGUGUGUCUUCAGGCCAGGGGCCCCAUCUCGUUGGGAAGCCCCUCUCUCUAAAGCAUUAUCUUAUAUGGAAUGGCUUGGUCAACUGUGUUCAGUUAUUAAAUCUGUUUUACAUUUUUAUCUGCCUGUUGUAAAGAUGAACAAAAAUAUCUUAAUGAGGAAGACCACAGAUACAUAAUAAUUUAAAGUCUGUAGUUGAAUUUCCUAAUUUAAAGAAUAGACCAAAAUUUCUGUGUAUUGAAAAAAAAAAUGAAAGGCUCCCACAAUCUCA